This is a messenger RNA of Odobenus rosmarus divergens (Pacific walrus), 3351 nucleotides long. It is a transcript of the gene MPRIP, whose product is annotated as myosin phosphatase Rho interacting protein. Gene Ontology annotation, molecular function: actin filament binding. NCBI's taxonomy places the organism in Eukaryota, Metazoa, Chordata, Mammalia, Carnivora, Odobenidae. The record is from RefSeq and is a predicted model, not a curated record. Bases 11 to 3103 code for a protein of 1030 amino acids. Gene Ontology annotation, biological process: actin filament organization. Gene Ontology annotation, cellular component: actin cytoskeleton. The transcript has 23 exons.
CGCGCCGACCAUGUCGGCGGCCAAGGAGAACCCGUGCAGGAAAUUCCAGGCCAACAUCUUCAACAAGAGCAAGUGUCAGAACUGCUUUAAGCCCCGCGAGUCGCAUCUCCUCAACGACGAGGACUUGACGCAGGCAAAACCUAUUUAUGGUGGCUGGCUGCUCCUGGCUCCAGAUGGGACUGACUUUGACAACCCAGUGCAUCGGUCUCGGAAAUGGCAGCGGCGGUUCUUCAUCCUCUACGAGCACGGCCUCUUGCGCUAUGCCUUGGACGAGAUGCCCACAACCCUGCCUCAGGGCACCAUCAACAUGAACCAGUGCACAGACGUGGUGGAUGGGGAGGGCCGGACAGGCCAGAAGUUCUCCCUGUGCAUUCUGACCCCUGAGAAGGAGCAUUUCAUCCGGGCAGAAACCAAGGAGAUCAUCAGUGGAUGGCUAGAGAUGCUUAUGGUCUAUCCCAGGACCAAUAAGCAGAACCAAAAGAAGAAGCGGAAGGUGGAGCCUCCCACACCACAGGAACCAGGGCCGGCCAAGAUGGCUGUCACCAGCAGCAGCAGCAUUCCCAGUGCUGAGAAGGUCCCCACCACCAAGUCUACACUCUGGCAGGAAGAAAUGAGGGCCAAGGACCAGCCUGAUGGGAGCAGCCUCAGUCCAGCUCAGAGUCCCAGCCAGAGCCAGCCUCCUGCUGCCAGCACCCUGAGGGAACCUGGGCUGGAGAGCAAAGAUGAGGAGGGCACCAUGAGCAGCGACCGCAUGGACUGUGGCCGCAAAGUCCGAGUAGAGAGCGGCUACUUCUCCCUGGAGAAGACCAAGCAGGACUUGAAGGCCGAGGAGCAGCAGCUGCCCCCGCCGCUCUCCCCUCCCAGCCCCAGCACCCCCAGCAACAGGAGGUCCCAGGUCAUUGAGAAAUUUGAGGCCUUGGACAUUGAGAAGGCAGAGCACAUGGAGACUAACUCAUCAGCCGGGCCCUCGCCAUCAAGCGACACUCGCCAGGGCCGUAGCGAGAAGAGGGCAUUUCCCAGGAAACGGGACCUCCCCAGCGAAGCCCCCACAGCUCCUCUCACGGACACCUCGGCCUCCCCCCUGUCUCCACACCGAAGAGCCAAGUCACUGGACAGGAGGUCCACGGAGUCCUCCCUGACGCCCGACCUGCUGAAUUUCAAGAAAGGCUGGCUGACCAAGCAGUAUGAGGACGGCCAGUGGAAGAAACACUGGUUUGUCCUUGCUGAUCAAAGUCUGAGAUACUACAGGGAUUCGGCGGCUGAGGAGGCGGCUGACUUGGACGGGGAAAUCGACUUGUCUACGUGUUACGAUGUCACAGAGUAUCCAGUCCAGAGAAACUAUGGCUUUCAGAUACAUACGAAGGAGGGCGAAUUCACUCUUUCUGCUAUGACAUCUGGAAUCCGGCGGAAUUGGAUCCAGACCAUCAUGAAACACGUCCACCCAAGUUCUGCUCCAGACGUGACGAGCUCACUGCCAGAGGAAAAGAACCGGAGCAGCUCCUCCUUUGAGACCUGCCCGAGACCAAGUGAGAAGCCAGAGGCGGAGCGUGGAGAGCCAGACCCCGAGCAGAAGAGGAGCCGGGCUCGGGAGCGGAGGCGGGAGGGCCGCUCUAAGACCUUUGACUGGGCUGAGUUCCGCCCCAUCCAGCAGGCCCUGGCUCAGGAGAGGGCCAGCGCCACGGGGGCUUCUGACGCCCACCCCGAGGCUGAGGCCGGCGAGCUGGAGCGGGAGCGUGCGCGGCGGCGGGAAGAGCGCCGUAAGCGCUUCGGGAUGCUCGAUGCCACAGAUGGGCCGGCCGCUGACGACACGGCCCUGCGGAUGGAGGUUGACCGCAGCCCGGGGCUGCCUGUGACUGCCGACCUCAAGACACAGAACGUCCACGUGGAGAUCGAGCAGCGGUGGCAUCAGGUGGAGACCACUCCUCUCCGGGAAGAAAAGCAAGUGCCCAUUGCCCCCCUGCACCUGUCCUCCUCCGAGGAUGGAAGUGACCGGCUCUCCGCUCACGAGCUGACCUCUCUGCUGGAGAAGGAGUUGGAGCAGAGCCAGAAGGAGGCCUCGGACCUUCUGGAGCAGAACCGGCUCCUGCAGGACCAGCUGAGGGUGGCUCUGGGCCGGGAACAGAGCGCCCGGGAGGGCUACGUGCUGCAGGCCACGUGCGAGCGCGGGUUUGCAGCCAUGGAAGAAACGCACCAGAAGAAGAUUGAGGACCUGCAGAGGCAGCACCAGCGGGAGCUGGAGAAGCUGCGAGAGGAGAAGGAUCGCCUCCUGGCCGAGGAGACGGCGGCCACUAUCUCAGCCAUUGAAGCCAUGAAGAAUGCCCACCGGGAGGAGAUGGAACGCGAGCUGGAGAAGAGCCAGAGGUCCCAGAUCAGCAGCAUCAACUCGGACAUCGAGGCCCUGCGACGACAGUACCUGGAGGAGCUGCAGUCGGUGCAGCGGGAGCUGGAGGUCCUCUCGGAGCAGUACUCCCAGAAAUGCCUGGAGAAUGCCCACCUGGCCCAGGCGCUGGAGGCUGAGCGCCAGGCCCUGCGGCAGUGCCAGCGUGAGAACCAGGAGCUCAAUGCCCACAAUCAGGAGCUGAACAACCGCCUGGCUGCGGAGAUCGCACGGUUACGGACGCUGCUGACCGGGGACACGGGCGGAGAGGCCGCUGGCUCCCCGCUCACACAGGGCAAGGACGCCUAUGAGUUAGAGGUAUUACUGCGGGUCAAGGAGUCAGAAAUACAGUACCUGAAACAGGAGAUCAGCUCUCUCAAGGAUGAGCUGCAGACAGCGUUGCGGGACAAGAAGUACGCUAGUGACAAGUACAAGGACAUCUACACGGAGCUCAGCAUUGUGAGGGCAAAGGCCGACUGUGACAUCAGCAGGUUGAAAGAGCAGCUGAAAGCAGCAACGGAAGCACUGGGUGAAAAAUCCCCCGAAAACACCCCCGUGUCAGGAUACGAUAUAAUGAAAUCUAAAAGCAACCCUGACUUCUUAAAGAAAGACAGAUCCUGUGUCAGCCGGCAACUCAGAAACAUCAGGUCCAAGAGUCUGAAGGAAGGCCUGACGGUGCAAGAACGCUUGAAGCUCUUUGAAUCCAGGGACUUGAAGAAAGACUAGCCGUGUCCCGUUCCACUUGAACACACACCGCUCCCAGCCUGCGGCAGCGCUACCCUAUACCUUCAUUUUUUAUUAUUGUUGUUGUUGUUACUGUUGUCAUUACCUGUGGGUAUGGAUGCAUGAGAGACUGGUUUAUGGGUUGUUCACACCGUUCUCUGCUGUGUUGAUUCCAGCUUCCUAUGUCUCUGUCAAAGCUGGUUUUUCCCGUGGUAUUCUCAAAUUAGUCAAGCAGCGGGGGCCAGGAGGGC